Messenger RNA from Diprion similis, 1328 nucleotides. RefSeq names its product ataxin-7-like protein 3 (gene Sgf11). The coding region runs from base 153 to 1151 and encodes 332 amino acids. The record is from RefSeq and is a predicted model, not a curated record. NCBI's taxonomy places the organism in Eukaryota, Metazoa, Arthropoda, Insecta, Hymenoptera, Diprionidae. Gene Ontology annotation, molecular function: transcription coactivator activity. Gene Ontology annotation, biological process: positive regulation of DNA-templated transcription; regulation of transcription by RNA polymerase II. The transcript has 2 exons. Gene Ontology annotation, cellular component: SAGA complex; DUBm complex.
AAAGAUUCUAAUGAAAUAUUCUUAGAUUCGUUGCAUAAUUGAGUGGAUGAUAUUCCAUCGUGGUUGAAUAAAGACUGCAAAACUUUUGGUAUACGUCGAAGAGAAUUGAAAAACGCCUUCGAACAUUUCGCAAGUAGAGGUUAAGAGAUACGAUGUCUGGGAUCGACGAGCGGGUUGACGAAUUGAACAAAAAGUUUUUAGAGUUCAUGAGCAAACCGGAAAACGUUGACGCGGCGUCUAAAGAGAUAUACGAGGACCUUUUGGACGAGGUGAUGAUGGGCUUCGUUUUUGAUGUUCACAGAACCGUGAAAACAGGCAGUUCGGACGUCGAAGAGGGCAUUCCCGACGACGAGUCAUACGCCAUAGUCGACCUGCCGGGUCUCGACGUCUUUGGCCAGCAGGCGAUAAAGAAAUCUCAGGACUGCGCUUGUCCUAACUGUGACCGGGGUGUAGCGGCCUGUCGCUUUGCCACGCACCUGGAGAAGUGCAUGGGAAUGGGAAGGAACAGUUCAAGGAUAGCGUCAAGGCGUAUUGCGAACAGUUCCAAAGACCUGAGCACUCUUAGUGGCGUCCUGAGCGACGACGACGACGAUGUCGACUGGAGCCUGACAAACGACAAACGAAAAAGACGCAAGGAUCGAAAUGGACUAAAGAAGUCGAAGCAGAGCAAGAGCGUUCAUAGAAACGGGGACAUCGGAUCUGCCGGAGGUGACAACAAUCAUACGAGCAAUGAGAACUCUCCCUCGAACUAUGAGAACAUGUCUGUUGAGGACAAACGCGCCCUGUUGACACAAAUCUGCGGGGUGGUUUCCGAACACACUAAGAAACUCUGCACAAGGUCGAUGCGAUGUCCACAACACACCGACGACCAGCGGAAGGACAUGCGUGCCAAUCUUGAGACCACCAACAAUGGACAUUCUAAUCAGGACAAUCUUCACGUCGACGUCGACACCUACGAAGAAGGGGAUGGCCAGAAUUUAAGGGACGCUUUGGCCAGGUGGGAUCUCGAAGUUUCCAGCCAUUCCAGUCCCGCAGAUUCCGCAUCCACGACCUCCACAUCUUCCUCCAGUAGGAAACGGGAUUCCAAGUCCAAGGGGAAAGGAAAGGGGUCGAAGCGAGACAGGGGAUCUCCUAUUUCUCAAGGCGAUUAAUUGGACCUCCUGAUUCGAUCAACUUGAGGAAAUGGAAAUCACUCGCAGUGGUUUUGGUGUGGCUCAUUCAGCUCUGGAUCUCCCAAAUGAUUUAGCUAUCAUGAGUGGCAUCAAGAGUGAUAGAAAACGCUUUAAAGCUGGAAAGAAGAUAUUUCUUGCGCUAGUCGAUAAUUCGAC